GUCGUCAUUUCCUGCGCAAAUGCGGAAGUUGGUUUUAUAUUUCCAUACAUUGUAAUGUCGUGAAACCAGUUGGAAUAUCGUUGAAAGUUUGUGCAUGUCGUAACGGUUGUUGGAUACUAACCCUUUUCAUAAUUUUCCCUUUUUGUUUGUGAUAUAAAGGGGAGCCCUUUCAUAAUCAUCGGAAAGGAGAGCUGUUGUUUGCUUGAUGUCGUUUCCGGGGAUAUUCUCUAUGCGUAUGGCGGUUCGUAGUCUUUGAAUGUAUGAAGAAUACUACAAAAUAUAAGUCGAAGUGAUCGUAUAAAAUCGUCGCAUCGUUAAAUUACAUACAAUGCAGCAACGCGAAGAAAAACAGCUGGAGGCAUCCAUAGACUCUCUCAUAUCUCGGGUGGCGCAGCUGAAGAAUUCUUUGCAUAAUUUUAUAUUCAAACUGGAGAAUGAAUAUGACAGAUUAACUUGGCCUUCUGUGCUGGACAACUUUGCUCUCCUUUCUGGCCAGCUGAACACCAUAAACAAAUUACUGAAGAAUGAAAAGACUCCGUCAUUACGCAACCAAGUCAUAAUUCCCCUGCUGCUCUCUCAAGACAGAGAUGAAGAACUUGCUAAACUAACUGAGUUACGAGUGCCAGUGUUCAGUCAUGAAAUUGUGCCAGAUCACCUGCGCACCAAGCCUGACCCAGAAGUGGAAGAACAGGAGAAGCAGCUGAGCGCUGAAGCUGCUCGCAUUGGGCUCGAUGUUGCACAGAAACACAUCCAGGCUUUGAAUAAAAUCUGCUCAAACCUGUUGGAAAAGUUGAACAAUCCUCGAGAAGACAGGGAGACGGAAAGUGCAGCUGCACGACAGAAUAAGCCGUUCUUCAACCCAGCGGACACGACCGCACUGGUAGCAGCAGUAGGAUUUGGGAAGGGACUUGCCAAGUGCAGGCCUCCAGGACCAGUAACACCAGGACAACCGGGUCAAGGGCCCAUAAUGGCGGGGGGACCCUCCCUCCAGCAGGUGGCUGUAAGUGGCUCCUCAAACCAGCAGGCAGCUAUUGGGGGACCAGUACCACCUCAGCAGCCUGGCCAGCCAGGGAAAAUGCCAAGCAACAUAAAGACAAAUAUAAAGUCUGCCUCAGCUUCAAUGCACCCCUACAAUCGAUGAGCAGCUUUUGAUCAUUAUUGGAAGACGGAAGACACUAAUAGCUUCUUGACCCUAGAGUGGCAGCAACCCUGACUCCUGGCCGCAGAACCUACUGUUAUCCAUCUGGCUGUACAGAAAGUGUUUCGACACAUCAGUUUUUAUGCAUAUGUUUGACAACUUGUGGUCUGUAUGAAGUAUUUUUCGCAUAAACUUUCAGUAAUAAAGAUGUUCUUGUUUC
This is a messenger RNA of Brienomyrus brachyistius, 1358 nucleotides long. RefSeq names its product mediator complex subunit 8 (gene med8). The transcript has 7 exons. Gene Ontology annotation, cellular component: mediator complex; core mediator complex. Gene Ontology annotation, molecular function: RNA polymerase II cis-regulatory region sequence-specific DNA binding; transcription coregulator activity. The coding region runs from base 329 to 1141 and encodes 270 amino acids. NCBI's taxonomy places the organism in Eukaryota, Metazoa, Chordata, Actinopteri, Osteoglossiformes, Mormyridae. Gene Ontology annotation, biological process: regulation of transcription by RNA polymerase II. The record is from RefSeq and is a predicted model, not a curated record.